Helianthus annuus (common sunflower) is the source of this 2741-nucleotide messenger RNA. RefSeq names its product probable inactive ATP-dependent zinc metalloprotease FTSHI 4, chloroplastic. Lineage: Eukaryota; Viridiplantae; Streptophyta; Magnoliopsida; Asterales; Asteraceae. Gene Ontology annotation, molecular function: ATP binding; ATP hydrolysis activity; ATP-dependent peptidase activity. The record is from RefSeq and is a predicted model, not a curated record. The transcript has 17 exons. Gene Ontology annotation, cellular component: chloroplast thylakoid. Bases 116 to 2611 code for a protein of 831 amino acids. Gene Ontology annotation, biological process: proteolysis.
GUGAGUCCGGAGUCCCCCUACUCCCACCCCAACAUUUUCACUUUGUUGAUAGGGGCAAACUUCGAAGGCUGCCGCCCGUUUACUCUCUCAAAACCACCUGCAAUUUGGUCUACAAAUGGCCUCUAUACACCCUUCCACUAAAACCCUAGUUAAACCCUAUCCCUUAUCUUCUUCAUCUCCCCAUCUUUUCUUCACCAAAUUCACUAAAUUACGUCUCCACAACACCAAUUUGUAUCGCCAUGGCAACAAUAACCUCAAAAUUAGGGCUUCCGAGUCUUCAAAUUCUCCCGUGUCGUCUUCUUCGCAACAGCAACAGGAUUCAGAGUCGUUGCAGCUGUUCGAGAAGCUGAAGGAGACCGAGAAAGAGCGGAUAAACAAAUUAGAGGAGCUUGAUCGAAAAGCAAACACGCAGUUAGAACGGCAGCUUGUUAUGGCUUCAAAUUGGAGCAGAACUUUAUUAACCAUACAGCAAAAAUUAAGGGGAACAGAGUGGGACCCGGAAGAUUCACACAGGAUUGAGUAUAGUGAAUUCUUAAGGCUCCUUAAUUCAAAUAACGUCCAAUAUAUGGAGUACUCAAAUUACGGGCAGACGGUAUCAGUGAUUCUACCAUAUUAUAAGGAUGAAGAAUCAAAAAAGGAAGUUGUAUUCCGGAGGCAUAUUGUUGAUCGUAUGCCUGUUGAUAGCUGGAAUGACGUUUGGCAAAAGUUGCAUCAACAAGUGGUGAAUGUGGAUGUUGUUAACCCGACUACAGAAGUCUAUUCGAGUGUUGCAACUAUUGUCGUGUGGUCCAUGCGACUUGCUCUUGCUAUAGGAUUGUACGUAUGGAUCGAUAACAUAAUGAGACCGAUAUACGCAAAGCUAAUUCCUUGUGAUUUGGGAACCCCGCCUAAAAAGAUUCGACAACCGAUAAAAAACCAGGCACUUGGAUCGUUAGGCGAGAGUCGGGCGAAAUUUAUAUCAGCGGAAGAGACAACGGGUGUCUCCUUCGAUGAUUUUGCGGGGCAGGAAUAUAUAAAGAGGGAAUUGCAAGAGAUUGUUAGAAUACUAAAGAAUGAAGAAGAGUUUCAAAAUAAAGGCAUAUAUUGCCCUAAAGGUGUCCUACUUCAUGGUCCUCCUGGAACCGGUAAAACGCUUCUAGCGAAAGCUAUUGCCGGUGAAGCGGGUCUUCCUUUCUUUGCGGCCAAUGGCACUGAUUUUGUCGAGAUGUUUGUUGGAGUUGCAGCGUCUCGUGUAAAGGACCUUUUUGCUAGUUCCAGAUCAUUUGCUCCUUCGAUCAUUUUUAUUGACGAGAUAGAUGCUAUUGGUAGCAAACGUGGUGGCCCUGACAUUGGCGGGGGUGGUGCAGAGAGGGAACAAGGGCUGCUUCAAAUAUUAACAGAAAUGGACGGUUUCAAAGAGUCAACAUCUCAAGUGUUAGUUAUUGGAGCAACCAAUAGGCUGGAUAUUCUCGAUCCCGCUCUUUUGCGGAAAGGCCGUUUCGAUAAGAUUAUUAGGGUCGGUCUGCCCUCUAAAGAUGGUAGAUUUGCUAUAUUGAAGGUGCAUGCGAAAAACAAAUUUUUUCGUUCCGAGGACGAGAAGGAUACCUUAUUGCGGGAAAUUGCGGAGAAAACCGAAGAUUUUACUGGAGCAGAACUGCAGAAUAUACUGAACGAAGCUGGUAUUUUGACUGCCAGAAAGGACAUGGACUACAUAGGACGAGAAGAGCUUCUUGAGGCCUUGAAAAGGCAAAAAGGAACUUUUGAAACAGGUCAAGAAGAUAAAAGCGAAGUCCCCGAGGAGCUGCAACUGAGGCUGGCGUAUAGAGAAGCAGCGGUUUCGGUUCUUGCAUGCUACUUUCCCGAUCCCCAUCGUCCUUUUCAGGGGACGGAUAUCAACUCUGUUAAGAGUCAAUCAAACAUGCGCUACGUAGAGAUUUCAGGGCGGGUGUUUAAAAGGAAAUCAGAUUAUGUAAAUUCCAUUGUUCGUGCUUGUGCUCCGAGAGUAAUUGAAGAGGAGAUGUUCGGAAUAGACAAUUUAUGCUGGAUAUCUGCAAAGGCUACAUUAGAAGCUUCAAUGCUUGCCGAAUUUUUAAUUCUCCAGUCGGGAAUGACAUCCUUUGGAAAAGCGUACUACCGAAAGCAACAUGAUUUAGUGCCAAACCUUGCUGCCAAACUAGAAGCACUAAAGGAUGAGUACAUGCGUUUUGCAAUGGAAAAAUGUUAUUCUGUGCUAAGAGAAUAUUAUUCUGCAGUAGAAGAGAUCACAGAUAUUCUACUUGAGAAGGGAGAAAUUGAAGCCGAUGAAAUUUGGAGCAUUUACAAAUCUUCCCCUCGGAUAUCUCAGCCUUGUGUGACCCCGGUGGAUGAAUACGCUGCACUGAUAUAUGCUGGAAGAUGGGGAAUACAUGGUGCUUCGCUUCCUGGUAGGGCCACAUUUGCACCUGGCAAUGUCGGGUUUGUAACUUUUGGUGCCCCGCGUCCAAUGGAGACUCAAGUUGUCAGUGACGAUACUUGGAAGCUAGUCGACAAAAUUUGGGACACGAGGGUUCAGGAAAUUAGAGACGGGGCGAAAAGAGAAAUCGAAGCCGAAAAGGAGAAACCGCGAGUUUUGAUCGCUAGCCAUUUUCUAUGACCGUUAUCAUAUGACAAGAUCUAAGCUUUGUAAUUUGUUAGUUGAUGGUUCAUGAAAAGAUCAUGAUGGCACUCGAAAAAAAUGUUGUAAUUUCUCAUAUAGAAAAUAGCAUUUGAUAACAUUUUUGAUG